CGGCCCCUCCUUGAGGCCUUGCGGGACGAUGGCGGCGCUGGUGCUGGCCUGCCCUGCCCUGCCGGGCCUCCGCGCCCUCCUGCAGCGCUGCUGGGGGCGGCUGCGGCGCGGCGGCUGGCCGGGUCUGCCCGGGUGCCCGAGCCCGCCCUGGGGGCCAGCGCUGGCUGUCCAGGCGCCAGCUUUUCUCCCGCGACCGCUGGACGAGCCCAGCGGCAGCUCCGAGGCGCCAGGCCUGCUAGAUAGCAUCCUGUGGAUGGCGGCGCCGAAGAAGCGGCGCACCAUCGAGGUGAACCGCUGCAGGCGGAGGAACCCCAGUAAGCUCAUAAAAGUGAAGAGGAACAUAGAUGUUUGUCCCGAGUGUGGAAACCUGAAGCAGAAGCACGUCCUUUGUGGCUAUUGUUAUGCAAAGGUCAAAGCAGAAACACGGCUCAUACGGAUGGAAAUAGGUAAAAAGGAAGGAGGACCAUUUAAUGCUCCAACAGUAGAGACUCUUGUCCUUUAUGAUGGAGAGAAGCCCACAGAAAAAGACGAAGGCAAACGGAUCAUUGAAAGAGCCAGGAAACGUCCAUCUUGGUUUGUCCAAAAUUGAUGCUGUUCAACUGUAGCUAACAAAAACAGUUGCUGUGGCAAGAAAGAUGGUGAUUUUCAAGAAUGUUUUCCUUCUUUUGUUCACUCAAUGUUGAGACAGAAAGUCUAUGAACUUUUGGGAAGCCUAUUAGAAUCGUGUCAUGCCAGCUGGUGUUGCAGUCAUUUGUUGUUUCUGUAGCAGGCAGUGGGCACUGCUGCUCAGUGAUACGUCAUAGUAGUCAACAAUUAAAGAGAAAUCAGGAUCUACUUUGGGUUUGGACAUCUGCAUACAGUAUACUGAAUAAUUUGUGUGCUAAUGUUCUAUUCUGGUUUUGUAAAUAACUUUUUUUUUUAACAAAGGAAAUACAUUCACAGGUGUUAAAAUAAAGUAUGUUAAGUUUCCCAGGGAAA
Messenger RNA from Apus apus (common swift), 978 nucleotides. RefSeq names its product mitochondrial ribosomal protein L32 (gene MRPL32). The transcript has 3 exons. Gene Ontology annotation, biological process: translation. Gene Ontology annotation, molecular function: structural constituent of ribosome. The record is from RefSeq and is a predicted model, not a curated record. NCBI's taxonomy places the organism in Eukaryota, Metazoa, Chordata, Aves, Apodiformes, Apodidae. Gene Ontology annotation, cellular component: mitochondrial large ribosomal subunit. The coding region runs from base 29 to 589 and encodes 186 amino acids.